This is a messenger RNA of Penicillium griseofulvum, 1947 nucleotides long. RefSeq names its product ATP-binding protein. The record is from RefSeq and is a predicted model, not a curated record. Bases 1 to 1947 code for a protein of 648 amino acids. The transcript is spliced from 3 exons. Gene Ontology annotation, molecular function: ATP binding; ATP hydrolysis activity. Lineage: Eukaryota; Fungi; Ascomycota; Eurotiomycetes; Eurotiales; Aspergillaceae.
AUGGAAACCGCUGAAGACCUGGCUGGAGAAAAGUGCGAGUUCAAAGUCUAUCGUCACAGUCAAAAGAAAGAUGGAAAUAUAUCUGUUGAGACCGUUUCAAACCCCUUUGCUCGACUUGGACUCGGCGACAAGGACAGUCCUUAUGCUUUGAUUGUCAAUCGCUUCCUCGGCGAGAAGAAUCAACUCAAGGAAACUACUCUACAAAUAAAUUCCAGGCGACUCAUGAAUGUCUUUCGAGAAGUGAUCGGCUUUUACCCCACUGUCCCGGCAGAUUUCACAUCUCCCUUUGAGCUGAAGGGACCAUUUCAGAUCCUUCUACAUUAUUGGGAAGAACUAGACGAACGCCGACAAACAACAAAAGAUGCUGACGAGCGUAUGCAUCUCAAUUUGCUGCUUGAUUUCAUGAAGCAUGAGAUUGGACCCGAGCGAGAGCGCCUUCUGAGUAUGCUACGGAACAAACAAAUCACAUACAAGAACGCAUGGUGUAUCUUUCGUCCUGGAGACCUGAUAUACACCGAGUUCAUGGGCCAUCCUUGGUUGUUGCGGUGUCAAAAGACUGCCUAUGAAGAAAGCACCACAGAUGGUCAGUAUAUGGAAGUCCACUGUCUCUUCACAGACCACGAUGGGACUAUCACUGGCGAAAAUUCUCAUGUUUUUCGGAUAUUUCAGAAAAGAAGCUUUGCCGCCGAAAAUCCGGCCAUCAUUACCAAGCUCCCGUGUUUUCCUCGAAAAUUUGUCGAGGACCAAUGGGAUCUGGAAAAUCGACUCAUAGCUCGCGGCGAAAGGUUUCUCACACUGCAGGGCAUAUCUGUUAUGUCCUACGACGGACAUGCCCAGUACCUCAAGGAACCGGACUACAGUUACUUUCAUCCCAGAAUGGCCGACUUUGACGGUGUUUGGCUUCCUUAUACUGAGCUUGGAAGGGUAAUUUUGGACCGCAAGACCUUCCAGGAGGACCAGUAUUCAAAUGCAGGCAGAGUUCAGGCCAAGACGCCCGAUCCGCUAUGCUGUCCGCCAUAUGAGUAUGGAUUCUCUCUGAGUCGCAAAGAAUGGUGUCGGUUUUUUAUCGACUCGAUUAGAGACGUUAAAUGGAAAGAGAAUGCUUGGGAUUCAUUGAUUAUUGGUGAUCAUGAAAAGCUUGUUCUUCAGUCGUUAGUCACGUCUCACUCGUACCCGGAAGACGCACGGGAUCAAAGCUUGCAGAAAGGAAAGGGUCUGGUUGUUUUAUUACAUGGCUCACCUGGGUCUGGUAAAACAUUGACAGCUGAGACCGCCGCUGAGGGAUCAAAAAGGGCGAUUAUGAUGACCUCUCUGGGAGAGCUUAAUAAAUCGGAAAGUCCUGCGGCUUUUGAAUAUCGCCUCAAACUUCUUUUGCAAUAUGCAACAACCUGGAAGGCAGUCGUCCUAAUGGAUGAAGCGGAUGUGUUCCUCGAGGCUCGAGAGGACCACGGCGACACUUCCUAUCGAAAUGCUCUCGUGGCUGUUUUCUUGAAGGAAUUAGAGUACUUCAGUGGAAUUGUUUUCCUCACCACUAAUCGUAUCAAGUCCUUUGAUAAAGCCAUGAAGUCUCGCAUUCACCUCGCACUCGAAUAUACCCCGCCAGGCCUUGAGACUAGAGAAAGACUCUGGUUGCAAAUGUUGAAGUCUAUACCAAGCGAAGAAAAUUGUAUUGAUUUUGAUGAGGCCAUGAAGGCCUUCGUGCUGGUGAAAAUGAAUGGUAGGGAGAUUGCGAAUGCUGUCCAUACGGCCCGGACAAUCGCACGCUUCCAAAAGAAGCCGGUUGGGAUUGAGCAUAUCGAGAUGGUCCUGGGUGUUUGGAAAAGAUUUGAUGAAAGUUUGCAGAAAAUCAGGCAGGGAGCUCCUCAUCCUAUGGACAAUGGCUCGCACUUGAUGAUGCGAAGAACGAAUUCAAUUAUAGAAGAUGAAAAAGGCGGCUUUAAUUCAUGA